UGUACUGUACUAAUAUCUUCUAAAACAACCGCAAAAUGCCUGACUAUUUAACCAGGAAGCCUACGCUAUUACUGCUAAGACUCAUAUGACGUUCACUCUAUACAAUUUUUAUUCCCUGAUACUCCUGACCGCGGAAAACUACUUCCCCGCUAGGAUAAGAGGACCUGAAGAGAUGAAUGGUCUUCCAACGCUCCGCUCCUUGCACGCCUAAACACUUAAAAGUCUCAAGGAUCCUUUUGACCCUCAUGUACAUCUACCUAUAAUGAGUUUCAAUGCAAAGAACCUAACUUAUGAGAAAAACGAACCUGCAUUUCUUCGAAAGCUGAGAAGCCAAUACGGUGAUGGAAGUGGUUUUCGCAAUGAUAGACCAAGCCCACGUCCUACCAAAAAAAAGGAUGCUGAUGAUGAUGACGCCCCUACAUACGUGGACGAGGCAAGCAACGAGAUAAUUUCCAAGGAGGAAUACGAUGUGUUGGUGAGAGGGGACAGCGACAACAAAAUAGGGGAAAGAUCUGGAAAUAAUAGAAAUGAGAAUGAGAAAACAAGGUCAACAAAUGAUACAGGAGAUGGCGUUGACCAAGGAGAACGGCAAGGCCCCAAGGCCAAACGAAACCAACAUUUUGCGGAGAUUGGUGGCGCAAAGAAACGAAAGCAAGCUAAAGUAAUUGGAGAGGAUGCGACUGAAGAUGCCACCCGAAAACCUCCAGCAUCACGGAAACCGAAGCUGAAAAAGAAGAUUAAGCUAUCAUUUGAACAUACUGACUGAGAUUCAAAAUAUGUUUAACAUCGUAUUUACCAGUACAGAUUGCCUGUAUGCUGAACCCUUUUAGGUAGUUUUAGACAUAUAAAGCACAUGAAAUUGAAAUUUAAUUAGCUUCGUUAUUCUAUUCUACCAGACCCCGUUCAUACUUCUACCGCAACAUCACA
This is a messenger RNA of Blastomyces gilchristii SLH14081, 927 nucleotides long. RefSeq lists its product as uncharacterized. The coding region runs from base 263 to 766 and encodes 167 amino acids. The transcript has 2 exons. NCBI's taxonomy places the organism in Eukaryota, Fungi, Ascomycota, Eurotiomycetes, Onygenales, Ajellomycetaceae. The record is from RefSeq and is a predicted model, not a curated record.